This is a messenger RNA of Nilaparvata lugens (brown planthopper), 1750 nucleotides long. It is a transcript of the gene Lsm11, whose product is annotated as U7 snRNA-associated Sm-like protein LSm11. The record is from RefSeq and is a predicted model, not a curated record. Bases 345 to 968 code for a protein of 207 amino acids. Gene Ontology annotation, biological process: mRNA 3'-end processing by stem-loop binding and cleavage. The transcript is spliced from 6 exons. Lineage: Eukaryota; Metazoa; Arthropoda; Insecta; Hemiptera; Delphacidae. Gene Ontology annotation, cellular component: U7 snRNP. Gene Ontology annotation, molecular function: U7 snRNA binding.
GUCGUAACUCGUGUUAGGCUUUUUAGGUUAUGUUUGAUCAUUCAUUCUUUAUUGUAUUGCUGUUUUUUUAGUUAAUUCUAACGAUAAUUAUUAUAAUUGUUUUCAGAAAUGUCAGACGAAGAAGAUUUGAACUUUGCCUCAGAAAACUUUGACCCGAUCAAAGCUUUAUAUUCGGAAAAUGUUGAACCACCAAACCCAAGCGUACCUGUUUUGGAUAAUUUGUCGAAAUUUGAGUUAACUCCAGAAGGCGAAUUAAUAACAAAGAAGAUUGCUUCUAUCAAAGUAAAGGGUCAUCAGAAGCAUUGGUAACUUGAGAACACAAAUCCAGUGAGCACUUGAAAACAAUGGCAAAAUGGUCAGAACCCAACAUUGGUUCAACCGCAGCAGUUCCAGAAGACACAGAAUUAUCUAAAGUUGCAUCAAAAGUUCAGGAAAGCCAAUCAAAUCAACCGUCUACUUCAUCGGCUGGUCCUUCAACGGCUUCAACAACUGGUGAAGAGAAGGAGGAAAAACCGCCUGAAGAAACAAAGGGAGGAAAAAUGACUAUCGUGAAAAGGAAGAAACUGAAGAACGUUCUUACAAGAAUGGAGAAUAUGACCAAAGGCCCUCUCUCUAAAUUAAAAUUCUGUAUGGAUCAAAGACGAAGAGUUAAGAUUGUGACAAGGACCGGCCAUGGAGUACGAGGCACCCUGGAAGGAUUCGUCGAGGCUUUCGACAAGCAGUGGAAUGUGGCUCUCAGAGAUGUGCAUGAAGUGUGGGCCGCAUCCAAAACCAACAAAGCCAAGGCUCCUCCUGCUGUUGAAGGAAAGGAGCUCUCUCCUUCUGAUGCUGCAUUCAGACGUGAGAUGUUCGGAAUCAAAGUCCCCAGAGCUUCAUAUGUCAAUUCAACGAAAAAACGAGUCACCUUGGAGAGGCAUAUCGACCAACUGCUUGUCCGAGGAGAGCAAAUUGUUCUCAUCAUUGUUUGAUUGCAAAGUUAUAAUAGUCUUUGAAAAAGGUACUUUUUUCAUUUUAUUUUAAUUAAAAAUAGUCUGUAUAUAAAAAUAAGGUUUUUCGGUGAUUAUAAUGUUUACAAAUUGAUGAAAUGUUUCAAUGAAAUUGUUGAAAUGAUGGACUGACUGUGAAUCCAUCAUAAUAUUACUAUUACUAUAUGAUUCUGCAAGAUACAGCUUAUCAUCAUUACGAUCGAAUUAAUAUCAAUACGAAUAAAAUGUAUUUAUUUUUCAUUUUUAUAUAAAUCACUUUCAAAUUUUGCCAUUCAAAAUAUGUGUGUGAUAUUUUUUCAAAGACAACCUGUUCAGUUAUAAAACGCAAAUCAAGGCAACUUUUUACUUCAUUUUCUAUUUUGUAUAUUUAAUUUUUAUCUCAAGAGAUAAUCAUUAUAAUUUAUCAUUGACUUCGGCUGACGGAAGAAUGCCAAGCCAUAUGAACUAUUAAUAAAAACAUCAGUUAACUUUUAUUUUAUAUUUUACAAAUAUAAUAGAACUUUCUAUGAAAUUUUUUUCUUACAAAUUCAAUUGCUUCUUGUUAGAUAUAAAACUAUUUGAAAUUGUUUCUUGUUGAAUAAAAUUCAUGAUGAAAUGUUGAAAUUGUUACAAUCAAUCGUCACUCAUUCAUAAUAGAUUUCAUGAACCGAUUUUCUUAUGAAUAAAUCUUCUAUAUCUUAUUUAGAAAAAGUAUUUUUAUUUACACAUGAUUAAAAUUGUUUAAUUUACCUGAAAGUACCUUCACUAAAUCCAAAUCGAACUGA